Raphanus sativus (radish) is the source of this 555-nucleotide messenger RNA. RefSeq names its product UPF0725 protein At2g20620. The coding region runs from base 1 to 555 and encodes 184 amino acids. The record is from RefSeq and is a predicted model, not a curated record. The transcript has 6 exons. NCBI's taxonomy places the organism in Eukaryota, Viridiplantae, Streptophyta, Magnoliopsida, Brassicales, Brassicaceae.
AUGGCCGAGGGUGAAGAUAUGGUUGGGGUGGAAGAUCAAUGGGUAGCAAUCACGGCACCUGUGAAAAACCCAAUUGAAGCACUGAGGGUGAUUUGGCAGCCAGACAACUCAUCCUACGAAUUGAGGGAAGAUGGAUUCCAAUGUGGAUUUGACACACUUUCCGUGGAUGAGCUUUUCAAGGGCAACUUGCCCGAUUGGUUGCCUGAUGACUAUGCCACUAGUACGCAGCUGAUGCAAUACUACGAGAUGAAAGCAUCAGAGGUGGAACAAGCCAAAGAAUGGCUUCAUCUUUACGCUGAACUAGCCUUGUACACUAAGAAGCAGACGGACCCGUUCAUGUUUGAGCAUUCAAAGCCACUGGAGCUGGGGAAUGUUAUUAUUCAAACCAGAGGAGUUGUCGACUCAAUGAAAGAGGUCAAGCUGUUGGAUAAUGCAGUCUUCUUCAUAAGCUUCAAAACAAGUUGCGGUGAUGUCUGCAAAGGUAUCAUAAGGAGAACAAGAGAUGGGAGGCCAGAGCAUUUAUCCCUUGAAGCCAAGUGUUUCAUGUCAUGUUAG